AUGAAUGAUGACGACGAGGGCGACGAUGAUUGGUCCUCCUCCGCGGAGGGAAGACGAGAAUCAGGGACGAGCGCGACCGCCGCAGAGGCGGCGAACGAAGAUAUCGAGCUCGCCGCCGACGGACAAUCUCAACAACAACAACAACAACAACAACAAAUACGGAAACGACUCCACACGAAUGAUGCCAGAGGGGCUUUUCAUCGCACUGGAUCGAGUUUAAAUCCGGUACCGGAGGCCGGCAUCGGUUCCUUCUUUACGAACAUCGCCGAGCUGACGAAAGACGUGUUAGAUAUGCGCGAUGCGUCGAAUAAAACCGACGCGGAAACCACGAACACGGAGAGUUUUAUAGUGUCCUUGUUUAAAAGUAAAUCGCUGAAGGGAAUGAAGGGCAGAGGGUCGACGGAGAUGAGAUAUGCAGAGACGAAGAGGAUCGGGGCGAGGCAGGAGGAGAAAAAACGAAUGGAAAGGACGUGGGGUGAGCGAGUUAUGGAAGGAGUGGAGGAAGAAGACCCGAAAGCCGGUAUGCAUAACAGUAAUAGUAAGAAUGAUAGCUCAACAUUGAUGGGGGCGAGUUCCGGAAGAACCUUGAGUUCACGAAUACGCGCAGAGUGCGAUGAAAACAACGACACGAACUCGUUUUACGCGAGGAAGCAAGGCGUCUUCGUGCUUUCGCCGUUAGGGUCGUUCAUGCGCAAAUGGGAUUUCCUCAUCAUAUGCGCGUUGUUGUGGACAGCAGUGGUCACUCCAGCUGAAGUUGCAUUUUCUAGACCGAAUUUGAACGCGUUGUUCGUGUUGAAUAGAAUCGUCGAUUUGUUCUUCAUUACCGAUCUUUUCAUCAACUUUUUCUUGGCCGUUCCGGAACCUAAAACUGGACACAUUAUAUACGAUCGGAGAUAUAUUGCAAUUUCCUAUCUCAGAAGCUGGUUCAUUAUCGAUUUUCUAUCCGUCAUACCGACGGAUUUGAUUACGAUAAUGGUAGAGGAUGCGUACCCGAACGCAAACAUUGAAAAUUUGACCGUCUUGAGGGCGUUGAGAUUAUUUCGAUUAGCGAAACUUUUGCGCAUUCUGCGAACGAUGCGAUUAUUUAAGAGAUUGGAAAUGAGGUAUACCAUCGAUUAUUCCAUGCUCGCAUUGAGUAAGUUUGCGAUUGUUACGGUCAUUUUCGCGCAUUGGAUGGCGUGCGCGUUUGGAUUCGUCCACGACCUCGGGGCAAGCGCUGGACACGAUACGUGGAUGAUGAAUACAUAUUUCGGUGAUUUCACCGUAAACAACUCGUGUUACGAUCCCACAGAUCCUUUGGCAUGCGUGCCUGGGUUUGAUAAGUACAUCGCUGCGCUGUAUUGGAGUUCGAUGACCAUCACAACCAUCGGUUACGGGGACAUUUCGCCGAAAACAAACGAGGAGCGUAUUUUUGUCAUCAUAGCGAUGUUAGCUGGCGCAUUUCAAUACGGUUACGUCGUCGGUGCCGUUGGUAACGUCAUUUCGACGAAGAAUUCUCGAACGAGCGGGUUAAAGAACUCGUUGACGGAUUUGAACGAGUUAUUUGCGGAUUUGCCGUUGACGCCGCAAGAGAUGCGAGUGAAACUGAGAGAGUUCUUCAAGUACAAACACGGUGAUGCGAAGUUAGACUUAGAAAGAACGACGGCGUUGAUGUCAGAAAUGUCACCGCGACUACGAGCAGAGCUCGUGGUUUUGCGAAACAAUUGGAUGAGAGACGUGAAAUUCUUCCACGACUUUCCAGAGUCUUUGGUGUUGGCGUUGUCCUUGAAGAUGAAACAGCAAACGUAUCCGCCGAAAGAGUUGAUUUUAGAAAAAGGAGAUUACAUGGACAACUUUUUGAUGAUUCGUAAAGGUGUGCUCGUCGCAAAUGGUAGAAUAAUCACCGCUGGACAAGUUUUUGGUCAGGACUAUGUGUUGGAACCUGGGCGAUCGCCUCAGUUUCUGCAAACGAUUACGUUUUCAGACGUCUACUCGCUUUCGUACCAAGACUUGGAAGAGGAAGUGAAGCACUAUCCAGACGUACAAGUUAUGCUGAAGAAGAAACGAAUGCAAGCAUUAUUCAGAAGAGAAAUGGUGGCGUAUUCUAAAGCGUACAACGCUUUGAUGUUAUACGGCAUAAAAUCAGACGUGUAUAAAUGGUACGACGAACGUCCUCAAUUUUACUUGAACAAGUUGAAAACAAUAAAUGGCGCCGACGGCGCGUUUUUGAUUAAUCCCGAUUCUGAAGAUGCGCAAAAACGCAUGCGCGCGGUUUUACUCAUCCAAAGUUGCUACCGUUCGAAGCAAACGAGGGAGAAGUUCAAAAACAUUUCUGCGCGAGCGAGUGUGACUCCGGUGCUUUCCUCGACGUUGCGAUUAACCAACCCUGAUUUAUACAGCUCGCACGCCAUAGACAUUUUGCACCACAGAACGCUGGCGUCGUUACGGAUGUUGCAUCAUAAAAUAGAUUCUAUCAUGCCGUCACCCCCACCUACGAAAAUGAUGUCGAACGACCAAGUGAAAGUGAAAUUGACGCAAGAUUUUGAGGAGCAAAAAGGAGAGUUCUGGACGACACCAAUGCCGAAAGAAACUUAG
Molecule: messenger RNA, 2574 nt
Organism: Bathycoccus prasinos
Lineage: Eukaryota; Viridiplantae; Chlorophyta; Mamiellophyceae; Mamiellales; Bathycoccaceae
Exons: 1
Coding region: 1-2574 (857 amino acids)
Biological process (GO): potassium ion transmembrane transport; regulation of membrane potential
Cellular component (GO): membrane
Molecular function (GO): protein binding; voltage-gated potassium channel activity
Source: RefSeq, a predicted model, not a curated record